Sclerotinia borealis F-4128 is the source of this 2208-nucleotide messenger RNA. The record is from the annotation of a GenBank genome assembly. Lineage: Eukaryota; Fungi; Ascomycota; Leotiomycetes; Helotiales; Sclerotiniaceae.
AUGUCGACCCGCCAAGAAAACGGACACGGAAUAGUCCCUCGGAGACGAAAUGGCAAGCAGCAAGCUUGCGAGCCAUGCAGAAAAGCCAAAAUUGCUUGUGAUCAUAGUCUCCCUAUCUGUGAACAAUGUAGGCGACGAAAAGCAUCGGCAAAAUGUAUAUACCUCACAGCGCCCAUGACCCGUCGACGACCUCCAGCAGAUUCCAAUACAGGAAUGGAGCUUGAACAUACCAUACUACCAACCCCCACUCAAACCCCUUCUAGUAUAUCUAUUCACGAGCGUUUGUUUCCUCCAGAUAGUAGGCCACCUACCGAGCCCGGUCGAAUUCAGUCAGGGGGCUUCUUCGGUCCAACAAACUUCUCUGCAGUGUUCGAAGAGAAUCGGGAUAAUAUCGGCAACGAUAUACAGAUCUCCAAUGAGUCUGGUGCACUCCCAUCUUAUGAUAGUCUCCAGGCUCAUAACUUCCUCAUGCUACCAGGAAAUACAUUUGUUGGUUCCCCUCGAAUCCAGCUGGGAAUCAAGAUCUUAAAACAGCUUCCCGACCAACGAACCUGUGACCAUUUGCUAAAAUGGUAUCUUGCAACAACUGCCGAGUGCACUCCUUAUAUUCCGAAACAAGCUUCGGCUUAUAUAGCACACUCAGUAUGGAUUACGUGGGGAAAAGAAUUCAGAGAACCGAGACAUCUCAAAGAUGUCGAACGUAUAUCUACUCAUCUAUGCAAGAACUCCGAGCAUCCUCUACUGGAGGUUGAUGAUUAUCAUUCCUGGUUAGAGUGUAUCACUGGAGCUAAUAUGAGAUGGGAAGCUGUGGGGCUCGUAUUUGCAGCUCUUUGUAAGUCUGUUCUGUCACUCCCGGAGAGGGAUGCCUUUUUCACAACUCAGAAUGGUCAGAGAAAGGAUCGAAAAUACUUCGCAAUGGAGUUAAAAGAUUGCAUUCAAGCUUGUAUCACGCUGUCCAAUUAUAUGGACUAUAUUAAUAUCGUCAUGGUUGGGCUCUUGACUAAAAAUCUGAUCAUCUGCACUGUGAUCAUGGGCGAUACAAGUCUAAUCGUCUGGAGGCAAAUAGGAGAUCUCGUUAGCAUGUCAACAGCACUCGGUCUUCAUCGCCAACCGGAUAAUGAUGGGCCUGUUACAUUCUUGUCCGAGUGUAAAAGACGUCUAUUUACAGUGAUAUUUAACAUCGACAAGAGUUCCUCUCAUCUCACAGGUCGCCCACCAGCACUGAGCUACCGUUACACUCGUUUCCGUUUCCCCCUCGAUAUCGAGGACGAAACACUUACUCAAGGCCCCGAAGCCAUAAACAUUGCCGUGGAUAAAUUAGACGCCAAUGGCUGGAAUCAAGAAGGUAGAUUCACAAACGCGACCAACACUCGUGCGCACGGUUACCUAGCUAUCAUUAUCGACGAAAUUCUUGAAGUAUCCCUGACCGGCAGCGCCAGUGAUAAUCGGAUCACAGACCUCCUAGCACGUCUCCAACAAACUUACGACAGCUUUCCCUCCUGCACUCACUAUCAUCCUAGUAAUGCCAACUCCCCCUCCAUCUCUGACGGUAUGCUUUGGCGUCGCAUCUGUCUCCGCCUCGCAUACCUCGAACAACGCCUCACACUCGAACGCCUAGCCCACAAAUCGCUCCUCCUUUCUGGGCAAUCCAUGAUUUCUUGUGCCCUCGAAAUGCUCCAACUAACCGUUCUAUUCUGGGUGCAACGCGAUCGGUUCGUCGAACACCAUCACGAUUACGAUUGGAUGCUAAUGUGCUGGGGUGUUCCAUCCAGCGGGGUCCUCUGCGUUGAAAUCCUCAAACAGAUGAAAUCCCCACACGAUUCCUCCAUGCAACUUCCCAAAUCGGAGAUUGUGCAGAACUUGAGUUUGUUGGUGGGGUUCUUCGAAUGGAUUAGACCGAGUGCGGGGAAUUAUCAAUUGUGUGGGAGAAUGAGUAGGUUGGUGAAGAGAAUUCUGGAUCAGAUUUUGAAUAGUGGGAUGGGACCUCAAGGUCAUGUGCAGGAACAGGAAGGGGAAAAGAGUGGUUCGGGACUGGAUGAUAAUAGGGAUAGUGGUUUUACGGCAAAUGGAGGUAUGGAUGUGGGAAUGAUGGGGAUAGAUGAAUUAAAUGGAAUGGGUGGCGAUGUGGGCGCAUUUGGAAACUUAGAUUGGUUGAAUGAGUUGGAUUGGAGUAGGGGACCUUGGAUGAACUUGGAUGGUCUUACUUGA